UCCAACAUCGCCUUCCAGCUUCGUAGACAUUCUGCUGCCUCCUGUAUCACCAGACUCAUUGGAUCUAUAAUAGGAGUCCAAGAGUCGUUGUACGGCUCUCGAAGGCAAGUUCGCCAUCUCUCUUCCUCUCAUCGACUAGGUUCUCAACUCCGACUGGCAUUCUCAGCUGGUGUAUUAUCCUAUUAUCCUGCUUUAUCUUUAUCUUUCUUUAUCUAGCCAACGUCUCAACUCCAUCUUUGAGCCCCUGGUGAGAGAUAUGGAUGUCCAUUUGCUUGUUUACGACCUCUCUGGGGGCCUGGCCAGGCAGAUGUCCGCACAGCUGCUCGGCUUCCAGCUCGAGGCGAUAUAUCAUACAUCUAUCAAACUGAACAGCCUAGAAUAUGUCUAUGAUGGCGCUGUGGUCUCCAUUAUCCCUGGUUCCUCCCAUCUUGGUCGACCUUUGGAGGAAAUCCACCUCGGUCGGACCGAGCUGCCCAUGGAUGUUAUCGAGGAGUUCUUGGACUCGUUGAGGGAGAUCUACACGGUCGAGGCAUAUGACCUCUGGAAGCAUAACUGCAAUAACUUCUCGAACGACUUGGCCACCUUCCUGCUUGGCAGGGGAAUACCGGAUCAUAUCGUCAACAUGCCUCAAGCAGUUCUCGACUCGCCGAUGGGCAGAAUGCUCCUUCCAGCCCUUAACCAGCAAAUAAACGCCAAAAAACGUGGCGGCGGUAUUCUCGGCAUCCAAGAGAGCUCAGCCGGUAGCUCUAGCAAGCCGACGGCGGAGUUCCACCAUCAUCAGGCAGUAGUGAGAAACAUUGCCGAUAACGGGGCUCUUGAAUCGCACCUGUUGACCGCAAAGAAUUCCUGUGCUGUCAUUUUCUUCACGUCAGCUACCUGCGCUCCGUGCAGGACGCUCUAUCCCGUCUAUGAUGAGUUGGCAGCCGAGGUUGGCAACAAAGGCGUUCUCAUCAAGGUCGAUAUCUCGCAAGCAUAUGAUGUUGGCAGUAAAUACUCGGUUUCGGCCACACCAACGUUCAUCACCUUCCUUCGGGGCCAACAAGAGAACCGGUGGACUGGUGCUGAUCCCAGUGCCCUGAGGGGCAAUGUACAGCUCCUAGUGCAGAUGGCCUGGCCUCCACAUCCACACCAGUCGUUGAACCUGCCUACCUUGUCGAACCCGAACGCAAAACCCGUCAUUUUCACCAAAAUACCUCCCCUGCCAAAGCUGCUCGCCAAGAUGGGCUCGGCGGCCGAGGAUCCUUCGGUCCAGGGUAUCAAAAAGUUUAUCGAGCUCCGGUCGAGUGAAGGCCCCGCUGAGGCAAGCCUUCCGGAUAUGGGCGGAUUCACGGCCUUCGUGCGCGAUUCUAUCCAGAGGCUUCCUACUGAGCUCAUGUUUACUGUUAUCGACCUCCUCAGAUGCGGCCUCGUCGAUCCCCGGUUCAGCGGAUAUAUGGCCGAGGAGAAGGGGCAUCAAACAGUGUUAUCGGUCCUGGAGUACGUUAACGGGCUCGGAGAAUGCCCAUACGCUCUGCGACUAGUGGCCUUGCAGAUGACCUGCAAUCUCUUCACCAGCCCGCUAUAUCCGGACCAGAUACUCGGCUACGACAAACUCAGAACAGCUAUAACAAUGUUGAUCUCAACGAGCUUCCUUGACGAUAACCACAGUAGUGUGAGGGUGGCUGCCGCUUCAUUGCUGUUCGAUGUUUCUUUAUACAACAGCUUGAAGCGCAGGGACGGCCCAGGAGACGUCUUGGCAGAAGGAGAUCAAAUCGAGCUGGCAGCUUCCACGCUGGAAGCCAUCUCGCAGGAGGAAUCAUCUUCGGAAGCACUAGAAGGGAUGCUUCGGGCCCUGGGUUAUCUCGUGUACCGCUUACCACUGGAUGGCGAGCUUUCGGAUUUACUGAGGACGAUGGAUGCGGAAGACACUGUCCUGUCCAAGAGGAAGCACUUCCCGAAUAUGGCACUGGUCUCUGAAAUAGGGUUGGAGUUGCUUGGCAAGGGAUUGAAGAGGACUUAGAGAAUCCAUAAGCAAGGGUGUCCAGAUAGAGUUGCCGCGCGCAUUGGACUGCAUGAGCUGCUGCUCAACAGUGGCGGCAUCAUGAUAUCAUCCUCGCGCAGCAUUAGAUCACGAUAACUAUAAACUAUAAACCAUGGAACCCGACGCAAUGCCGCUUACCGCAAUUAUUUUUCGGGGUUGGGCAGAUCGGGAGGAGCUUAACCUCCACUAUUCUCCUUUCCUCCAAAAUCCUUAAUGGAAGAGGAGCUCCACUAGGUGUACGCCUGUCUGCCAACAAAGCAACAUCCAAGGUUCCAUGAUAUUAACCAUGAUAUUACCUUGGACUUGGCAAGUCCAGGUGCAAGAUAAAGGGGGUCUUCCAGGUACCUUGUACUGUGUAGACCAUGGAAUGCUGGGGAUGUGGAGCAUGCAUGACAGGGGUGCUUUGUCAGCACAGGGAUUGUCCAGAUUGUAGAUUUCGAGGCCAAAUGUGAAGCCAGAGAUUUCGAACCCAGA
Phialemonium atrogriseum is the source of this 2494-nucleotide messenger RNA. Its product is annotated as thioredoxin. Gene Ontology annotation, molecular function: peptidase activity. The transcript has 2 exons. Lineage: Eukaryota; Fungi; Ascomycota; Sordariomycetes; Cephalothecales; Cephalothecaceae. Gene Ontology annotation, biological process: protein modification by small protein removal. The coding region runs from base 257 to 1999 and encodes 580 amino acids. The record is from RefSeq and is a predicted model, not a curated record.